Molecule: messenger RNA, 1962 nt
Organism: Ilex paraguariensis (yerba mate)
Lineage: Eukaryota; Viridiplantae; Streptophyta; Magnoliopsida; Aquifoliales; Aquifoliaceae
Source: the annotation of a GenBank genome assembly
AUGGCUACUUGGGGUGCCCUCUUUCAGUUUUUUAUCAUUCUGUCUUUCCCACUGUUUUCUAAAUCUAUGUACCUUGAAGAAUCCAAUGAACUGAAAACUGAUGCUGGUGAUCUUAACCUGAGGUGUAUUGACAUUGAACGGUAUGCGCUCCUUCAGUUCAGAGAAGGCCUGAUCGAUCCUUUGGGUCAUCUUGCUUCUUGGGUUGGCAAAGAUUGUUGUAGAUGGAAGGGUGUUCACUGCAGCAACCAAACUGACCAUGUUGUAAAGCUUGACCUCAGAGAUAAAGGUGAUUGUUUCAUGAAAAGAAUUCAAUCUGCAGCGGCUUAUUACAACAACUCAUCAUGUUUGGGUGGAAUUCCAAUCCCAGAUUUCUUCGGUUCAUUUGAGAGAAUGCGUUAUCUCAAUCUCUCAUAUGCACAUUUUUCUGGGAUUGUUCCUCCUCACCUUGGAAAUCUCUCAAAUUUGCAUUAUCUUGAUCUCUUCGCAUAUCCAAAUCCCAAUGAAGUCAUUGGAAGUAGCUGGGUCUCAGACUUAAAUUGGGUCUCUGGACUCACUUCUUUGAAAUACCUGCACCUAGGAGGCCACGACCUUAGUUUGGAAACUAAUUGGCUGCAGACUCUAAGUACGCUUCCUUCCCUUUCUGAAUUGCACUUGUUCGACUGUGCACUGCAAAACAUCUCUCCCUCUCCACCAAAUUUGAAUUUCACUUCCCUUUCGGUCCUUGAUCUAUCUUAUAACCAUUUUAACUCUCUCCCUCAAUGGUUGUUCAAUAUCAGUUCCCUUGCCGAACUUGAACUUUCUUCUUGUUAUAUGAAACCCUCCAUUUCAAAAGCUGCUUGGGAAGAUUUGUGUCAUUUGCAGGUCUUAGAUCUUUCCAACAAUGAAAUCAGUGGCGACAUAAGUGAUUUAAUAGGGGAUCUGUCUCGAUGCAGUAAUCAUAGCAUAGAGAAGUUAAGUUCGUGGCAUAAUCAAUUGAGGGGACAGCUGCCUGAGUCAUUUGGGUUCCUUAAAAAUCUAAGGGACCUUCGUCUGGAUGAAAACUUGAUCACAGGUCCAAUCCCGGAAUCUAUUGGAAAGUUGUCUAAGCUGAACAAUUUAGGCCUCGUCGGGAACCAGUUGAAUGGAACAAUCCCGGAAAGUGUUGGAAAACUCACACAGCUAGCUAAAUUGCGCCUCUAUAAAAAUUAUUGGGGAGGUGUCCAAUCCCAAAAGCAUUUGGAAGGCCUCAAGAAACUGGAAUAUUUUUCCAUAUCAUCUUCAAAUAAAGCGUUUUCUAUCAAUUUGAGUGAUGAAUGGGUUCCACCUUUUAGUCUAAGAUUCAUUGAAAUCGACAGCUACCCCUUGGGUCCAAAAUUUCCAACAUGGCUUAAAACUCAGAAACAACUUCAUGCUAUUGCCCUCACAAUGUUUCUAUUUCAGGCACCAUACCCCAUUGGCUCAGGAAAUUAUGUCCACAGAUUCAACGGAAAAAUACCAGAUAGCAUUGGAAGCUUAAAACAGUUGGAAGCUCUUGACCUCUCACACAACAAUCUUUCAGGUCCAAUUCCUCUGAGUCAGGCCUCUAUAACCUCAUUGAACAAAUUGAAUGUGUCAUAUAACAACUUGUCUGGAAAAAUUCCAUCAACCAACCAGUUCCAAACAUUCAAUGAUCCAUCCAUUUAUGAGGGUAACCCUGGACUUUGGGGGAGUCCAUUGCAAACCCCGUGCCUGACUGUCAAAAAUGGGAAAGUUGAAGGUUGUGAUGCCAAAGAUGACAACAACGAUGAGGAUGAUACAUUACCAUUUUACAUUAGCAUGGUAUUGGGAUUCGGGAUGGGAUUUUGGGUAGUAUUUGGCAGUUUGGUAAUGAAAAGGUCCUGGAGACAUGCCUACUUCAGAUUCCUGGAUAGAGUAGCGGAUUGCUUAUACAUCUUCAUUAAGCUGAACAUGGCCCGUUUACAAAGAAUGAUGAGCAAGGAGUGA